AUGAAUGUCACUCGCUUCGAUAUGCCCCUUCAGGCCGUGAAAGUGUUUUCGCCUGCAAGGGAUGAGAAGGAUAAUUUGUGGGCGUGGACCAGGUACACCUUGCGUGGGCAGCAAUGCAGGGCGAAGAUCGUUACCCCCAACGGACCGCAGAAAGAGUUGAGAGCCCAUCCUGCGUACUUUCAUCUCGUGGACCUGCACCGCAGCGGCGAGAACUUUCAGUGGUUCGAGGUUUCCGGCCUCUUCGAAGCUUGUGGGUACCAGAAAACUAGUACCCACAGUUUUGGUGUCAGUGUCAGGUUGGAGGUGGAGGCAAUGUCUAGGACUGAAAAGACGUUGAUGGUCCCAAAUGAGGAGCUGCAGGACAUUCCCGUGAGGAUCUACGAGAAGAAGGCAGACGCUGGGCCAUCUGGUACGGUAGCGAGAGUGGCGACGGUGGUUGGGACCUCUUCCAUUCGUGCCUCCUCUCCUGCCCCCUCCCCCUCCUUCUUCUCUCCUGCCUCCUCCUCUCCCUCCUUCUUCUCUUCCUCAUCCUCCUUGACUUCUUCCUCUUCCCUCUCCUUCUCCUUCCCCUCAACCUUCCCCAUCUUCUCUGUCAUGCCUCUCGUGGCUCUCGUGGUUCUCGUUCUUUCUGACUUGGGGAUGUUUGGAUGUUCUGUAACGACUUUGAAUCGGCUUAGUAUGGGGAUGGAAGCACGACUCUGCGAUCAAUUAAUGAGCGAGACUGAAGACGAUGGCGACGACAACAGCGACAGAUUGGGAGGGUUCUGUAGUAGUGAUGGCUGCUUGGGAGGCGCGAGAAAAGGGAGCACGAAAGGAGGAGGCAUGAGAGGAAGAGGCAUGAAAGGAAGGGGUUCCAAUCAUCGCCGCCGCUCUCGCUACCGUGCCAGACCCUGCCCCAGCAUCUACCUUGUUCUCGAAGGUCUUCACCGGAAUCUCCUGCAGCUCCUCAUUACGGACCACCGACGUCUUCUCGCUCAUAGACAUCGUCCCGACCACCAACCUGACACUGACAGCAAAGCUGUGGGUGCCACUUCUCUGGUACCCGCGAGCUUCGAUGACACCGGCAACCUCGAAUCGCUGGAAGUUCUCGCCGCUGCGAUACAGCUGCAUGAGACACUCUAUUCUCAUUCCCCAUGUCCGAUUGUGAAUCAGAAACCGACUCUCAGAGUCUCGUUGCGCCCGGUGACAAUGUGGGCCCAUUAUCUGGGCCGCGCUUGCGAAGAAAUCACCGGAAAACUUUACAAGUUCAUUGAUGGUCUUGCAGGAGCGGCGUCCUUCAUUAAUAAUGAGCCGAGCACGUACAGUCAAGCAGGAUAUGUCCAGUUCCGUGGAGGAUUUGCAGUUGAACACAGUAAUGCAUACAUGAAGGAGUUCAAUCAAUUCAUAGACAUUUUCCAAAAAUCUAAGUCAAAAGCUCAUCAAGAAUUCGCCAGAUCAACUAAGAGGAUUACUAAAAAAAAUGGUUCAACAGUAUUCAAGCGGAUCUAUUGGUACACUCACUCAUGUUUAUUAUCCAUCGAGCCAGGACCAUAUAUGUGUUAUCUUCUUUUAUUGCCUAAUUUAGCGAACUUUUCAGAAAACUACCCUUAA
Molecule: messenger RNA, 1590 nt
Organism: Lobosporangium transversale
Lineage: Eukaryota; Fungi; Mortierellomycota; Mortierellomycetes; Mortierellales; Mortierellaceae
Exons: 5
Coding region: 1-1590 (529 amino acids)
Source: RefSeq, a predicted model, not a curated record